AUGUCAGACCGUCUCAUCAGCCAAGCGAACUCAAGGCUCACCAAAGUCAAUCUUGUGAAUCUGCUCACCAGAGAAGAGGCUUGGUCCUCGCUUGAUUUGGACACAAGACGCGAGCUAUAUCGCAUGCUGCCGGUCCCGCCGCACACUAGCGAUUCUGAGCCUGAUCCUGACGUACAUCCGCUCAAGACAAGCUACGCCAAAUACAUCAAGCAUUUCAUCUACGAAUGGGAACAAGACCUUGCUGCUGGUCGCAACACUGCAAAGUGGCAGAAACAGGCCAAGCAAGCAAGCGGAGAACGUAUCUCAGGGGCAUAUGAUGAUUGGAAGGAGAAGGAGCGCGAGGAGCACUGGGGUCAGAAGUAUGACCCAGAGCACUUCAAGAAGAACUAA
Messenger RNA from Aureobasidium melanogenum CBS 110374, 390 nucleotides. RefSeq lists its product as uncharacterized. The record is from RefSeq and is a predicted model, not a curated record. NCBI's taxonomy places the organism in Eukaryota, Fungi, Ascomycota, Dothideomycetes, Dothideales, Saccotheciaceae. The transcript is spliced from 2 exons. Bases 1 to 390 code for a protein of 129 amino acids.